Messenger RNA from Arabidopsis arenosa, 482 nucleotides. NCBI's taxonomy places the organism in Eukaryota, Viridiplantae, Streptophyta, Magnoliopsida, Brassicales, Brassicaceae. The record is from the annotation of a GenBank genome assembly.
CAGAGAAUCCGAACAACUAUUGUGUCGUCGUAUGGGCAAAGGAAAUGCAUACCUUCCCAUUGACGAGAUCAGUGUCUACACAAUCCCCAGAAUCCAAAGAAAACACUUGUUUCUGUUUCACUCCUACUUGUUUGAAGAAGAACGAUUCCGCGAAGUAACGAGCAGAGAGCUAGUGUUCGAAUUCAGUAGCGAACUCGAGAUUGUUGAAUGCGGUGCUCAGAUCUGGAAGGAUGAAUCCGAAAUAAACAACAAUUGUGGAUACCAAACUGCAAAUGGUAAACCAGGAUUCGGUGAGGAAGAAGAUGGCGGCAAUAACCAGCAGGAUACAUAUGAAUUCAGCAAAGCUUCUGAAGAAGACGAAGUUGACAGUACUGUGGACAGAGAAUGUGAAUCUGAAUCCGUCGAAGCAUACGAAGAGAUGAAUCCGGCAAAGCGCGCAAAGAGAUAAGCUUGGCAAAGCAUAAGAAACCAUAGACCACUUU